AUGCCUGGCAUCGGGCAGGCAGCCGGCACCCCCCGCAAGGAAACCGCCGCAGCUGGGUAUACGCGGCAGGCGCCAGGAACGCCUGAAAACCUGACGAAUCAGCUGAUGCACAUGUUUGUGAAUGAAAAAACAGGAAAAAAUACUCUAGGAGAUGCUUUUUUUCCCCAGACUAUGGAGCUUUCUGCGCAGCAGGCGGACGCGGACGUGAACGCGAGUACGUGGGUUUCGGGUGUACGUACAGCUCAGGAUUCAACAACCUCCUCCCGCUCGAGUCUAGGAGCCCAAAUUCCGCCCGCAGAAGUAUUUGUUGAAGGUGUAUUGGAACCCAUAACUGGGGACUCAGGAGGUGGUGUUUCAUCGCGGCUAGAGAGGGAGGCGCUCUCACACGUACGCCGCUUGCAAUCAGUUCCCGUUUCUUAUCUAGAGGUGGAUAGGUUUUUGUGUUCUGUUGAGAGUUUUGCUCGUCGAUUCAAUAAAGAAGAUCAGUUGCUAGAGAUUGCUGAAGGCCAGAUGGAUGGAACGGUCCGCUAUUUCUACAGAAAAAGAAUGCAAAUGCUCCUACCUGGCCGCCAGAGAGACUAUCAAACAUUAGUUGAAGUUAUGUUGCGGCUACUGUGUCUAGGAAACCCAGAGGCUUUCUUACGGCGGGAGCUUCGGGGGGCCCCCCCUCAUAAGGCCCUAAAACUUUAUGUUGAAUUGGGGCUGUUGUAUGAUGCGUACACCCGGCUGUGUGAACGUACAAACACAGAAAUAAAAAGAACAGAAGAAUCUCUCGCACAGGAAUUCCUCAGCAGACUACCAAACAGACUGGCGGAGCAAACACGCAGAGUCGUGAGGACCGUUCCUUCUCCUAAUCUUUUUGUUUAUGCGGUUGUAGCUCGUACAGUUGACAGCCACAUGAACGGCAACUGGUAA
Molecule: messenger RNA, 915 nt
Organism: Eimeria mitis
Lineage: Eukaryota; Apicomplexa; Conoidasida; Eucoccidiorida; Eimeriidae
Exons: 1
Coding region: 1-915 (304 amino acids)
Source: RefSeq, a predicted model, not a curated record